This is a messenger RNA of Rhipicephalus microplus (southern cattle tick), 3767 nucleotides long. RefSeq lists its product as uncharacterized. Gene Ontology annotation, molecular function: heme binding; oxidoreductase activity, acting on paired donors, with incorporation or reduction of molecular oxygen, reduced flavin or flavoprotein as one donor, and incorporation of one atom of oxygen; iron ion binding. The record is from RefSeq and is a predicted model, not a curated record. Gene Ontology annotation, cellular component: intracellular membrane-bounded organelle; cytoplasm. NCBI's taxonomy places the organism in Eukaryota, Metazoa, Arthropoda, Arachnida, Ixodida, Ixodidae. Gene Ontology annotation, biological process: xenobiotic metabolic process.
UACACAGCAGGAAGUACUGUUCUUUUGCAGGGCUACGCCUGCUCCCGUACAGCCAACCACCAUGCUUGGAGUUUUCUGGCGGUGCAUCGUCACUGGGCUGGUGGCCGGAGUCGGGGCUGUCGUGCUGCAGUACCUGUGGGACACGCUCCGGAGAUGCCUGCGGAAAGAUCUGCCGCCAGGCCCUUUCGGUGUGCCUCUGCUCGGCUACCUUCCAUUCAUGCCAAAGGACGGCCACCGUGGCGUCGAGGCGCUUAGGCAGAAGUAUGGCAACAUAUUCGGAGUUCACCUAGGCUGCCGCUACGUGGUGUUCCUGUGUGACUUCGAAUCCGUCAAGGAGGCCUUAUCGCAGGAUUCGCUCCUCAACCGACCUGAAGAGUUUCCCUUCAAAGUCAACGAGCACUCGCAAGGACUGAUAGUGCUCAAUGGACCCCUGUGGAAGGAGCAGCGCAGGUUCUCGCUGAAGCUCUUCAAGAACCUUGGCAUCGCAACGACGGCCAUGGAGAAACACAUUCACGAGGAGCUCUCGUACCUGCUUCGCGAACUGGAGUCGGUGAAGAGUGGCCGCAUCGUGCCCACGACCGUGCUCACGCCCAGCACAUCAAAUAUCAUCUCGGCGUUGGUGUUCGGUCGCCGAUUCGAGUACGACGACCCAGAGCGCGUCUAUUUGGACAAGCUGAUCGAAGUGAUUCCGGCGCUGGCCGCCCAGGUGUCGGCCAUCAACUUCUUCCCCUGGCUUCGGAAGCUGUUCGUCUUCUUCCGCAUGGGAGCAUGUGAGCAGUUGAGGGACGCACUUGUCCGCAGGGAAGACUUCGCCGACUCGAAGAUCGACUUCCACCAGGACACGUACCAGGAUGGUUUGGUGCGGGACUACAUCGACGGCUUCCUCAGUGAAAUGAAGCAGCAGGACGAAGGAUGCAAGACCUUCACACGCAAUUUGCUGAAGGGCAACGUAGCGUCCUUCUUCGGCGCAGGCAGCGAAACCGUGCGCGCCGCCAUCGAGUGGUUGCUGCUGGUGAGCGCCAUGAAGCCGGAGCUACAGCGUCGCAUCCACGACGAGAUCGACGCCGUGCUCGCGAGUGGCCAAAGCUCGCACAUCUCCUGGAGCAACCGGAGUCAGAUGCCGUACACACAGGCCUUCAUGUGGGAGACGAUGCGCAUCAAGCCUGUCAACCCUCUCAGCCUCAUGAGAUAUGCCGCCGCAGACGUGAAGGUGGGCAAGUACGUGAUACCUCGCGGCAGCGUCGUCAUCGGGUCGAUAUGGUCCAUCUUCUACGAUGACGCUUACUGGGGUGAUCCGGAGGUGUUUCGACCCGAGCGCUUCCUCGCCAACGACGGCACGAGACCACAGAAACCGGAGAGAUUCAUCCCGUUCUCCUACGGCAAGCGCGCGUGCCCCGGAGAAGUUAUCGCCAACAUGGAGACGUUCAUCUACUUCACCAGCAUUCUGCAGCACUUCACCGUAGAGGCACCGCCCGAUGGCCCGAAACUCGCGCUCGACGAAGUACUCGGCAUCUCCCUUCGACCGAAGCCGCAGGAGCUCCUUUUCCGACCACGAGAAGUGCACCUAUGCCAAGACCACUUACAGACCCACCCGGAAAGGGCUGAAAAUGAGCAGAUUCCUACAGCUUUACAUGGCGGAUGGGCACGAAAUCUCAAAGUAGACUCCAUCAGGGUGCUCGGACUGCUGCUGGAGGAACUCACGGACUCAUGCCUCCUCUCCAAGACUAAGAAGGUGCUUAGGCUCGGUGUCACGAACCACAAGGUGACCCACUGGAAACAUCGAGGUGAAGCCAUGCAGGAUGUCCUCUGGAAGUGCCUCUCCACGGGCCUUGUAGCGGGUGUCGGCGCAGUCCUCUUGCAGUACUUCUGGGGUGUGCUCAAGAAAUGGCUGCGCAAGGACCUGCCGCCAGGACCCUGUGGCUUGCCGCUGCUUGGUUGCCUGUUCUCCAUGCCUAAGAACCAUCACGGCGUGGAGGUUUUCAGAAUGAAAUACGGCAACGUAUUCGGGCUUCACAUGGGCAGCCGAUACGUGGUUUUUAUGUGUGACUUCGACUCCGUGAAAGAAGCUUUCUCGCAGGACGCUCUCCUCAACAGGCCAGAAGAAUUUCCCUUUAAGGUUCACGAGCAGUCCCAAGGUCUUAUGUUAAUUAAUGGGCCCCUGUGGAGACUGCAGCGUCGAUUUUCGAUGAAAGUCUUCAAGAAUCUGGGAGUUACCACACCCGCCAUGGAAAGACACAUACGUGCAGAACUGUCGCACCUCAUUCGAGAGCUUGAAUCCCUGGAAAGCAAGCCCGUAGUACCAACGACAUUGCUUACGCCCAGCACAUCCAACAUCAUUUCGGCACUGGUGUUCGGCCGCCGGUUCGAGUACGACGAUCCCGAGCGCAUCUACCUCGACCAACUGAUCGAGGUCAUUCCGGCACUGGCUGCACAGGCGGCGGCCAUCAACUUUUUUCCCUGGCUUCGAAAGCUGUUCGUCCUGUUCCGCGUGGGCGCAUGCGAGAGGCUCAGGGACGCCCUGGCCCGACGAGAAGAUUUCGCCGACUCCAAGAUUAACGAGCACGAGGACACGUACAAAGAUGGAUUGGUGCGAGACUACAUCGACGGAUUCCUGAGCGAGAUGAAGGAGCACAAGAACGAAUGCUUCACCCGCAACCUCCUCAGGGGAAACGUGUCGACCUUCUUCGGGGCCGGCAGCGAGACGGUUCGAUCCUCCAUCGAGUGGCUGCUGCUCACGUGCGCCGCCAAGCCAGGUCUGCAGCGACGCGUCCACGCCGAGAUCGACGCAUUUCUUCAGCAUAACCAGAGCUCACACAUCCCGUGGAGUGAACGAAACCAGAUGCCAUAUACGCAAGCGUUCAUUUGGGAGACCAUGCGAUACAAGCCGGUCGUCCCACUGAACAUAAUGCGCUAUGCCGAUACAGACGUUAAAGUGGGAGGCUACAUCAUCCCACGUGGCAGCAUUGUGAUCGCCUCAAUAUGGUCCAUCUUCCACGACAAAUCCUUCUGGGGAGAUCCGGAGGUCUUCCGGCCAGAGCGCUUUCUUAUCGACGGCAAGACAAGAACGCUGAAGCCGGAGCAAUUCAUCCCCUUCUCUUAUGGCAAGCGCUCGUGCCCUGGUGAACUGAUUGCCAACAUGGAAGAGUUCAUCUACUUCACAACCAUUCUGAAGCAUUUCACAAUUGAGGCACCACCUGAUAGCCCACCGCUCACUUUUGAUGAAAUUCCUGGCCUCUCUCUUCGACCAAAGCCACAGGAACUCGUCUUUCGGCCACGAUUAGUAAUCGUUUGAGUAGACAAAAUGAACCCCGAGUGAAACCUCCCCAAAAGCAGUUUUGACCCAAGCUGCUGUGGUUACAGUUUCAAGGCUCUUAGUAUCAUCAAAUAAGAAAUGUACUCAGCAUUGUUUCUAAAAGCAUACAGCCCCAGUCUAACAAUGCCUUAAAAAUGACACUGAGAAGAAAUACUUUCCAUGUGUUGGCCAAAAAUAGCACCUGUGCUGCGAGGAGGUGCCUUAAAGAAAAAUGGUAAUGACACCUUGAGGUUCCAGCACAUACUUGCUCUCACAAUUUCUGAAGGCAUCUGCAAGAGGCUACCUAACUUUUCAAUUUGUAAUGGGGCCAGAGGCUAAAUAUUUAUGUUAUCUGGCUUCUGUCUCGUGUUGUCCACUUUUCUUUUUUUGCCUGUGUUUUUGCGCUUUAGUUAUUUCCCCGAUUAACUUGGUGAACACUAUCUUGGAAAGAAAUGUUCAUUUCAUUCAUUCAUUA